Messenger RNA from Vespula pensylvanica (western yellowjacket), 11216 nucleotides. Its product is annotated as inaD-like protein. Gene Ontology annotation, molecular function: protein binding. The coding region runs from base 244 to 8847 and encodes 2867 amino acids. NCBI's taxonomy places the organism in Eukaryota, Metazoa, Arthropoda, Insecta, Hymenoptera, Vespidae. The record is from RefSeq and is a predicted model, not a curated record. The transcript has 39 exons.
UUGUACGUCGGGACGCCUUGGAUCCUGUCAGCUGAUACCAAGAUGCGAUUAAGUUUUCGUCGAUGAGCUUUGAUGGUAUUUUAUUUGUGUAAUAUAUAACACCCGUAAAAUCCUACAGUUUCUUCUGAAUGAUACUUUUAUCCUUGGUGUAUCCUGUAUAAAAACAUUUUUAUAAGGUUAUUAGAGUUGGAUCUAUAAGGAUUUUGUACAAGCUUGAACGGUAUACAAAACAAGAAAACUAAGAUGUCGUUAAGCGCAGAUAUAUCCACGGCCCUUCACUUGCUCGAGCAUGUUCAAGAACGUGUAGAGGAUUGUGACGAUCCAAAAUUACAAAUGCAUACCACCCAAGAUCUCAAAUCAUUAAUUUCCUUAUUGGAAGAUCCCGUAUUUCGAAGUAUAGUCACCAUACAAGAUUCUUUGCUUGAAUUAAAUAGUCAACUAGGACAACAUCCGUCUAUUCUUCCUGGUGAUUUCGAUAUUAAUAUCAGCGGGCAGCUAGAGCUUUCGGUUCCAAACACUCCCGUGCAACCUUUAGGACCAAUUGCGUAUCAAGAUUUAUAUCCGGAUAGUAGCGAACUGGACGAUCAGAGAGUCCCAAUUGCUCCAUUGUUGCAUAGCAGCAGCGAAGACACCAGUGCACAGGUUACAAGUCCUAGUCUGGUUUCAGAAGUUAUGGGAAUGCCACCUAUAACGACCCCAACCUACGCCAAAGAGUUCAAAAAGGUGAUAGAGGCUGCAGCGAGAGGGCGUCAGAUAUGCACAGUGCAGCUAUACAAACCAGAAGGUACUAGUUUAGGAUUCAGUGUGGUUGGUCUCCGCAGUAAAGACAAGGGCGAGCUUGGUAUAUUUUUACAAGAAAUUCAACCGAAUGGUAUUGCAGGCUGCGAUGGUCGCUUGUUGGAAGGUGAUCAAAUAUUGGCAAUAGAUGGACAACCUUUAGACUCGAAUAUCUCCCACGAGCAAGCGAUCUCGAUCCUUCAGAAAGCUCGUGGUCUUGUCGAGUUGGUCGUAGCAAGAAGCACCCAAGACAUUGGGAAUUCUUUGCCGACGGAUGAAUUGUCCGGAGGUUCGAGUUCGACAGCGGCCGCAGCAGCUGGAGGAGUUGCAGCCGUCUGUACUGCGGGGAACAACGGCAAUAACAACAACAACAACAACAACAACAAUAACAAUAACAAUCAGAUUGGCUCGGACAAAGAUCAAUCGGUGUCAGUGUCGUCGAUUGUCACUCCAGCACCGACACCUAAAUCAAGUCAACCUGCUAGCAACACUUCUGCGGCAACACCAACACCGACACCAACACCUAUACCUACACCAACUUCUACACCGAUACCACCUGGCACCGUUCACGGAGGCCUCGUCAUCGAAAGGAGCCCUUCCGCUGUCAGUGACGCCUCUAAAAGUGGCCCUGACAUGGUGCUGAACACGGAAUGGGCGCAGGUAGAAGUGAUAAACCUUAUCAAUGAUGGCAGCGGUCUUGGAUUUGGGAUUAUCGGAGGCCGUAGCACAGGCGUCGUCGUCAAGACCAUCCUUCCAGGAGGCGUCGCCGAUCGCGAUAAUCGGCUCCAAAGUGGGGACCACAUACUCCAAAUCGGAGAUGUCAAUCUACGAGGAAUGGGAAGCGAACAAGUUGCAGCUGUUCUACGACAAUCAGGGACACACGUGCGCCUCGUUGUCGCAAGACCAGUUGAACCAACCUCACCGGAUUUCCAGGCCAUCGGAAGUCAUGCUCCAAUCGUACCAACGAAGAUCCUUGGUGAUCCGGACGAAUUGGAGAGAUACCUGGUCCACAGUGUACCUGAGACUUACAACAUACGACACGUACAACAGGGUGAUGCCAGUUACGACAACGGUUAUAUGUAUUCGCAGGAGUCCGACGCAAGAACCAGUCUCAUCAUGGAUGUGGUACCCAGACGCAACCCCAUACCAAUUGGAGCGAUGCCAGUUAUACCGACGGUACCGGUACAAAUUCCGGAACUACCGGUCCUCACCAUGGAUGCCAUUGAUGUUAAUUCACUGCCAGAAAUGGAGCGUUUCACCGUCGAGCUUAAGAAGGAUAUUUACGGCCUUGGGAUCACUAUAGCCGGCUACGUUUGCGAGAAGGAGGAACUUUCGGGGAUCUUUGUCAAGAGCAUAAGCGAGGGUAGCGCGGCAGACUUAAGUAAUAAGAUACAAAUAAACGAUAGGAUAGUCGAGGUGGAUGGUCAUUCUCUACAGGGUUAUUCGAAUCACGAGGCAGUUGAAGUUCUUAGAAGUACCGGGCAGAUCGUUGUUCUCUGCUUGGAAAGAUAUUUACGUGGACCAAAGUACGAACAACUUCAACAAGCGAUUGCUGCUAGCGAGCUGAGACUACCUCAGCCAAGUUCACCGUCGAUAACUAGCCUACCCAGUUUUCCGAUAAGCGCGGAUGGCGACACCACUACCGAGAUAGAGCCUGAAGGUGAAUCGCAUACUACCGUAGACAGUGCCGUACUUCAAGAAGCAGAUCGUGAAAUAAGUGUUACGGAUGAAUUCGACGAAGCUACCAACGUUGAAGCACUUUUGAGCGAUCCUUCGAGCGAACUCACACCACAAAUUCGUGCGGCCAUAAAAUCGAAAUGGCAAAAGAUCGUAGGCCCUGAUACCGAGAUAGUGGUAGCACAGUUGAAGAAAUUUGCUGAAGGUAGCGGUCUUGGGAUUAGUUUAGAAGGUACGGUGGAUGUUGAAAAUGGACAAGAAGUGAGGCCUCAUCAUUAUAUACGUUCGAUUCUACCUGAAGGACCUGUCGGUCAAAAUGGUACGUUGCGAUCGGGAGAUGAAUUGCUGGAGGUAAAUGGUUACCGUUUGCUCGGUAUAAAUCAUAUGGAAGUAGUUAGCGUUUUAAAAGAAUUGCCUAUACACGUUCGUAUGGUUUGCGGAAGGAAUGUAGCCUCGCAGGAUCCAUUGUGUCCUAUCGACACUGCUCAACAUCAGGCAGCUUUUCAGACUAGAAGUAUUCUCGGUGGAUCCCUUCAAAAUCUUUUACCAACAAUGGAUCGACUGGUAAAGGCGAAAUCUGACGGAUCCUUAGCUUCGACUACAACGACUGCAACAGUUACUGACGCUAGCUUGAACAAAAUGAAAUCACGAUCAUUGGAGCCGUUAACGGGUUUAGCUAUGUGGAGCUCAGAGCCGCAAAUCAUUGAGCUGGUUAAAGGAGAGAGGGGCCUUGGGUUCUCCAUUUUGGAUUAUCAGGAUCCAAUGAACCCCAACGAAACUGUGAUAGUAAUAAGAUCGCUCGUUCCUGGUGGUGUGGCACAAGUCGAUGGUCAACUUAUACCAGGUGAUCGGCUUCUGUUUGUGAACGAUAUCGCUUUAGAGAAUGCAACUCUCGACCAAGCUGUGCAGGCUCUGAAAGGUGCACCAAAAGGAACCGUACGCAUUGGAGUGGCCAAGCCGUUACCCAUACCAGAUAGUAUCGUACAGAGGGUGCCAGCGAUCUGUACGGUCCGACGCAGCAGAAGCUUUCCAAACGAGAGUGAAACGACUGAUCGUGCAGCCGAGCUAGAAGAUUUCCUAUCAUCGAGAUCGGGUAUGACAGACAUUUCAACCGGCGUGCAAGCUAUUGCCGAUAAAAAGGAAGAAGAUCAGAAUCGGAAACAACAACAACAACGUCGACGAUAUCAACGACAACGUUACGAAGAGGACCAAGAGGAGGAGAAAGGGAAGGAGGAGGAGGAGGAGGAGGAGGAGGAUGAAGAGGAGGAUCAUUGGAAAGACGCUUCACCGUUAACACCGAUUUGCAGUCCCACGAAAAUAAAACAAUUAAAGAAAGAAAAAGCAACGAUAUUAUCGAAGAACGAUGAAGAAAUCGACUCGUCGAAUAGAUUUUCUUCGGCCAAGGAUAAAAUUCUUUCGGAGGAGGAGGUAAUCACGCCAACGAUAGAGACAAUGUCGAUCGGUAUGGAUGGUAAAGAGAUUUAUGAGAUUCCAGACGUGAUAACGUGCGUAGAGCAAGCUGCUCCAAAGGUUAAAUUAAAGGAGAAAGAUAGUGAUAUUCGUAGAGGGGAUGAUAUUACGAAGAUAGAAAAAGAAAAGGGUAGGGAAGAAGAAACGGUAGGAAAAGUUAUCGUCGAUUUGUCUGACACGUCGACGUUAAGAAGAAAAAAAUCAGACGAAGAGAAAAGGAAAUGUCUUAAUAGGUACGAUAGUUUGGAUUCAAGGACACAAAGAGAAUCGACGGAAACAUUGGAUAAAUCCGAGGGCUCCUCCGAAAGGAUUUCGAAGAAAAGGGUGAGAAGCGAGAGGGAAGAUGAGGUUAGUGGUGUUAAAAGGAGAUCGAAGAGAAGAGAGACCGAGCGAGAUAGAAGAUCAAAAGACGGGGAAACGAGUAGGAGGAGAUCCAGAGAGGAGAGGAAGAGUCUGAAGGAACAGGAGUGCAUCGAGAGGGUCACUCAGUAUCUCAGGAAGCAUAGCUCGCUAACCGCAUUUAACGAGCCAGAGCCGGAGUACUCUUAUUCGACGUUCGACGAGGACAGUUCGUUGUUACGUAGUUUGGACGACGAGAGAAAGAAACGAAUGGAGUUAGAGGCCGCCGCUAAAAAAGAAAAAGAUGAAACAGAAGAAGAGAAGGAGGUUAAAUCGAAGGACGAUUUAAAGGAUACCAAGCUCGUAGAAUCAAAAGUUUAUGAAGAAAAGAAGAUAUCGGAGGAGGGUACGAUUAUAGAAUCCGAUCGUUUCAGAGAAGGAUUUAAAAGGAGUAAAGAUAACGUUAGGAUAAACGAUGAAUUAGAUGAAAUCAUAGUAGAUCCUAUGGAUAUUAGAAGAAGAAUAGAAUCCGACGUACUUGUCGAAUCUGAAACGGGGAGUUUGAGGAAAAGAAGAUCGUUGAAACCUUCGAUAUCGGAUACCGAAGUGGUCAAAGCGACUAAACGACCCAGUUCAUUGAGAAAAAGGAAAGGUACGGUUUCCAACGAAGCCUCGAAGGAAUCUCUUCUCGAGGAAUCGAAGAAGGAAGUUAGGAUAAGGGAAACGGUACAGGAAAUAUUCUUCGAGGAUAAUAGCGAUCAAUUGUCGACUUUAAUACCUGAAAUACAAUUGGUAAAAGCGAGGAUAAUUACAGCCGAGGAGGUUGCCACCGCAAGAUGUUUCGAGGCUACCGAUUUACGAAAAAUUCAAAUUUAUUCCCCUGCCGAAGUUGUUUUUAUUCGACAGGAUGAAGAUACUACUACGAUCGAUAAAGGAGAAACAUCGAGGAAAUCUUCUUCCCAAUUGCAAUUGCCGUUAUUAGGUAAAUCCGUUUCGGAAAAUACUUUAACAAGCGAGGAUAUGGACGAUAAUAAAGUUUCCGAGAGAAACAUCAAGCCAGAAAUUUUAUUGGACUUGUCGAAGGUAUCCGAAAUAGUGGACGAUACUAUAGUGACGGACAAAGAGAAAGAUAAUAAAGAUAAGAAGGUACUUAGUAGGACAGGUAGUGAAGGUUCAAAGAGAUCGUUCAUUGGUGCGAAAGGAAAAUUCUUUGAUGAAUGUGCUGUUAAGGUUAGUGCUCUAUCGUUGCCUAGUGAACCGGAACCGGAACUGACAGCUCUUCCAGAAGACGUUUUAGUGAUUCGAAAAGAUGAUAACGAAUUAGAAGGAAACAUAUUCAAGGAUUUCGAUGAUAAAGAAUCGAGCUUGGAAGAACGUGCAGACCGAGAGGAGAAAAGGAAGCAGCAAGAGCAACAACAACAACAACAACAACAACAACAACAGGAACAGAAACAACAACAGCAACAACAAUCAAAGAAAUCUUUGACCGAGGAAGACGUUAUCAAGGAGAAAAAGGAAGAGUUAGGUGGAGAAGUAGUAGAUUAUGAAAAAAUCCUCCGGCAGCAGGUGGAACGUCCGCUGCUGGGGGAGGAUGAAGAAGUUUUGAAGAAUCGUGAAGAAGAGGAUAAUUUGAUAACUCAAGCAACGGUUGUCCCGGUUGUCCCAAGAAAUUUCUUCAAAUCUGUACCGGAGAGUUGGAAACGCGAGGUCAACGAGGAAAGCUUCGAGGAUAUACAAAGAAACUUCAAGGAGACGCAAUAUUCACCGCGUGAGAAACGAGAAGUCGAGACACAGACGGUACAAGAGACCAAAAGUACUCAGUGUAGUCCGGAUCAAAGUUUAUCGAGUACCGCGGAGAUCUUCGAGACGGCUGGCAUUCACGUGGCAUUGAGAUUUUAUCAAAGUCCAAAGAGGGAAGUUCAAACACAAACCCAAGGUGAAAGUAAGAGUAUUCAAUGUUCGUUGGAUGAUUUAAUUUAUCGUGAAUUAUCGUUCGAUCCACGAUUACUCGUUGGUAAAACACUAGACAAUCUUGUUAGAUCCGAACGAAUUCAAAUUCAAGAGUCUAAGAGCGUUCAAUGUAUACCGGAAGAUAUCUCGAGUGAGCCAAAGCCAAAGCCGAUAGUGGAUAAUAAGAAAGAGGAUUCGUUAUUUGGUUCACGUAAAGAAGUAGAAGUUCAAACUUAUCAAGAAUCGAAAGCUGUUCAAUGUACCGACGAAGAGUUAUUACCUUACGAGCCUGAUCGUACUUUAGAUAGAUCAUCGAACAGAUCGGCUAGCUUAACAGCCACUCGAAAUACCGAAAGCUCGGCUUCCUCGCCGCGUAAACUUGCCACGGUUGUUUUCGUCGAGGGUAAAACUAUCAUGACGGUCACGCAAAGAGAUCACGAUGGUAACGUUGCCUGGUCUAAUCAUUGGGGCCCGGAACGACUCGUCGAAAUUUAUAGGGAACCCAAAACCAGCUUGGGACUUAGCAUAGUAGGUGGAAAGGUCGACUUGCACAAUGGUAGUUCCAGUAAGUCGCAGAACAUAUCUGGAAUAUUCAUAAAAAAUGUUUUGCCUAACAGUCCUGCUGGAAGAACUGGAGAGUUAAAGAUCGGUGAUAGAAUAAUCGAAGUGGACGGCGUGGAUCUACGGAAUAGUACGCACGAGCGAGCGGUCGAGGUCAUUCAAGCGGCCGGAAAUCCUGUCUGCCUCCUCGUCCAAUCUCUGGUGCAUCUGAGUACCGAGAACGAGAGCAAUUCUCAAGAUGGUAGAAGCAAAAAUCGUUUACCUGUAUCUGGUGUAGCUCCUGGGACACCUACAGCAUCAUUUCGACAAAAACCUUCACCGAUAUCACCGGUUAGAUCCAUCACGCCGGAAGUGAUACAGGGUGGUGUCGAAGACAGUGACAAAACUCCUUCGAGAGAUUUCAAAAGGCAGAGUAUAAGAAGUACAGAUGGCGCUGGUCCGAGUGCACGAAGAUCCUCCAUGAAAAAAUCGGUACGUAAAAAGGCGCCAUCGCCGCCAUCAAAUCCUGGAAUACUUCGAGAAGUUAGUGAAGAACGAGAGGAUCAUGGUCCACCGGUGCAAAAACCUCCUGCGAAAAAAUACUCCUCGGAGGAAAGUUCCGAAGAGGAGGACAUACGUGAAUUGGAGGGGAAUGUUUAUACGAAGGGUGGAAUGGAGAUAUCCAGAAAGAGUGCUGGCAAUGUAAAAAGAUCGAAAGCUGAGAUCGAUGCUGAUCCAGAAGAAGAGGACGAAUUUGGUUACACAAAUAUGAAGAUACAAAAGAAAUAUCACAAUCUGGGUCACAAGGUACUAAUGGUGAAGGUAGAAAAAGAACGUGGUAGUUUGGGUAUAUCUCUAGCUGGGCACAAGGACAGAAAUCGAAUGGCUGUCUUCAUUUGUGGCAUCAAUCCGAAUGGUUCUGCUCAUAAAGUUGGUGGACUUGCCGUUGGCGACGAAAUACUCGAAGUGAAUGGUAUGGUGUUGAAAGGAAGAUGUCACUUGAACGCAUCGGCAUUGAUAAAAUGUAUGGCCGGUUCAUUCUUUAAGAUAAUCGUUCUUCGAAAAACGCAAGGGUCGGAUGAUAUCGCAGUAAAACCAUUGGUCCAAUUUCCACCGAUCUUAGACGAGAGCGAACAAUUUAACGCAUAUAAAGGAGUCCGUGUUGUCCCAGUAAAAAAGGGACAAUACGGUCUUGGUAUAAUGAUCAUCGAGGGUAAACAUGCUGAGGUUGGUCAAGGAAUAUUCGUUUCGGACAUACAGGAAGGUAGUGCUGCUGAACAGGCCGGUUUGCAAGUCGGUGAUUUAAUCCUCGCUGUUAACAUGGAUUGUCUUCUCGGCUCGACGUAUGACGAGGCUACGAGUCUCUUGAAGAAGGCCGAGGGCGUCGUCAAGUUGACCGUUUGCAAUCCAAAUCAAAGUAAAAUUAGUCAGGACGGUAAGGAGAUAAAGCCUCCCGAGGCUGAAGUUAAACCAGUGGAAAAGAAAGAACCAGAAAAACCGAAAGAACCAGAGCCACCUCAGGAUCCAAAGGAUUGUAAGAUUCAAGUUGGAAAGGAUACUACUAUAGAGUUCCAAAAAGAAAAGGAUAAGGGAAUAGGUUUCACUAUAACAGGUGGAAGCGAUACACCAAUGAGCGGCGUAUUUAUCCUCGAAGUAUUUCCGGAUGGAGCAGCUGGUAAAGAUGGCCGAUUGCAAGCUGGGGAUCAAAUUCUUGAUAUAUGCCAAGAAAGUUUCAAAGCUAUCGAACAUGAGAAAGCUCAUGAGGCAGUAUUGAAAGUUACGGGAACAAUAAUUAUGGUGGUACAUAGAAGCGAUAAAUCUCCAGAAGAAGUUGAGGUCGAAUUACAAAAGAAAUCAGGCAAAGGAGCUGGUCUCUGUUUGACCGGAUUUAAGAGCGGCAAGGGUGCUUACGUAUCCGAUCUGUUACCUGGUGGUAGUGCUUUGGAAAGUGGCAAAAUUUGCAAAGGCGACCGAGUCGUUGCCAUUUGUGGACAGGACGUUCGUGAAGCACCAGUCGAGGAUAUCGCGGUUCACAUCAAAGUUUCCAAUCCAGUGCAACUCAAACUGGCUAGGUACAAGUCCGCUAAGCAAUGACAGGGUUCUGCGGGCGGAACUCUAAAAAUGUAUCAAAAAGAAACCAAAAGAAGAAUAAUUCACAGACAGCGUGGAUACUAGUGUGAUAUAAUAUAACAAAUAUGAUAAUAUAUCUAUUAUUAAAGCGUAAGCUAAUUAAUUUUAAUGACGAAUUUAACAAUAGGACUCGACGAAACGUGUCAUCUAGUAUAUGAACGAUUUCAUCUGCGAUUUUCUUUUUUUCCUUUUUCCAAAGGAACACUACAUAAUUAAAACAAUACAUUUAUACAAUAUUUAGAACAAUACGUAAUUUACAAUACAUAAUUACAAAAAAGAGAAGAAAAAAGAAAAGAAAAGAAAAAAGAAACGAGUAAAACCAAACGAGCAAACGAAAAAGAAAAUAAGUAAAAAGGAUGACAUAUAAACAUAAAAAUUACAGAGGGAACCAAAAGUCGUCGAAUCUUUCGACCGAUUUAAAAAGAAAAGAAAAUAAAAGAGAAAGAAAAAGAAAAAGAAAAAGAAAAUGAAAAAACAAAAACAAAACUAGUCGAUAAAGAAAAAAAUAAAUUAAAAUAAAUUAACAACCAAAAGGACGUGAGCUUUUUUUCAAAAGGCCUCGUCGACCUUGUAAAGAUUCCGUCUGCCGUGAUUUUUAAUCCGGCAAGUAGCCGAUACAUGAUUAAUAAAUACGUUAUUACUAUUACUAUUACUACUACUACUACUACUACCACUAUUAUUAAUUAUUAUUGCUAUUACUAUAUUACUAUUAUUAAUUAUGAAAUAUUAUAUAUGAAAUAUAUAUAUAUAUAUAUACAUACAUAGCGAGAAAGAGAGCAGAAGAAAAGAGUAUUUAUGCAAUCCUAGAGACUAACGUUGUAAUAGCUCCGAGUAUGACUCGCCUUUUAGUAUUACAAAUCGUAGAAAAUAAUUAUUACAAAAUAAUUAUUACAAAAAGAAAAAAAAAAAAAAGGAGAAGGAGAGGAAAAAGAAAGAAAGAAACGGAGAACGAAAGAGAAAGAGACAAACGUAGAAGAAAAUAAAGGAAAAUGAAAGAGAUUUUGCGCCACGAUUGGAACACAUCUAGUACCUGCAAUAAAAAAUACCACAAGAAGUAAUCGAAGUAAAAAAGAAAAAAAAAAUAAAUAAAUAAAUAAAAGAAAAGAAAAAAGAGAAGAAAAAGGAAGAACGAAAGAUCGAGAUCAAAGGAAACAUGUCGAAGACGUUAGGAACGAUCUAUGAUCUAUGAUUACGUAAGAGAAGAAAAGACUUCCGGGUUGAAAUAAGAAAGAAAGAAGAAAAAGAAAUAGAUUUCAAAAGAAAGAUAUGAUACCACGAAGGGAUAAAGAGGUUGCUUGUGUGUUAAUCAUGAGAAGGAAAAAAAGAUUAAACAGAUAGAAGGAAAAGGCAAGAAGAAGAAAAUGAAAGGAAAGGCAAACAAAAUGGAGAAGAUAAAAUAAUGACGAAUAAAAGAAAACAAAAGCAAAAGAAAAUAAAAAACAAAAAAAAAAGGAAUUUAAAAAAAAAAACAAAGUAUGAUAAAAGAGCGAGGAGAAAGUCUUAGUGAAAAAGAAGUGUCUAGUGACUUCUUUGUAUCAAGGAUUCUAGUCUUUUAUUUUCAAAACGAUCGCGAUAGAUAUGAAGCUAUUAUUACGACGAUCGAUACUGAUUAUUAUUAUUAUUAUUAUUACUAUUUAUUAUUAUUAUUAUUAUUAUUAUUAUCAUUGUUCUUAUUAUUACUGCUAUUAUUACUACUAUUACGAUUAUUAUAACGAUAAUGAUAAAAAAAAAAAAGAAAGAAAAAGGAAAAAGAAAAUAGAUCGUCGAGAUUUUCGACAUCUUUCUGAUGUGGUUCUAAUAUAUGAAAAAAAAAAAAAAAAAAAAAAAAAGAAAAAGAAAGAAAGAAAGGGACAGACAAAUAGACAGACAGACAGAGAGAUAAAAAAAAGAUGGCGAAAACAUCGACGUUCACAACAACGCUGUUCUGCUUCACUGUAAGGUCAAGUCCACACCAAAGCAACCGGCGAACUUUUCUCGCAAGUGUUCAGGCAUACGCAAGCGUUUCGACGCUCGACUCGAAUAAAAUAAAUAAAUAAUAAUAAUAAUAAGAAGAAGAAGAAGAAGAAAAUGAAGAAUAGUAGAGGAAGUGAGAUAAAAGAAAAGAACAAAAUAAGAAGAGAAAUAAAUCUAUUAAAGAAAAUAAUCGAACGCGCUCGUUGGAACGCUCACGUAGCGAACGAAGAUCUUUAGAAAAGUCGUCUCUGUAUUAUUUUCCUAGUCGUAGCGCGUAUUAUAUAUAGUUUUCUUAGAUUUUCGAACGAGAGAAAUAAAAUUAAACGAGACAAGAUUAAAGAAAGGAAAAGAUAAGAGGAGCGAACGGGGGAGAAAGAAAA